Messenger RNA from Eurytemora carolleeae, 2511 nucleotides. RefSeq names its product dentin sialophosphoprotein. NCBI's taxonomy places the organism in Eukaryota, Metazoa, Arthropoda, Copepoda, Calanoida, Temoridae. The transcript is spliced from 6 exons. The record is from RefSeq and is a predicted model, not a curated record. Bases 29 to 2467 code for a protein of 812 amino acids.
UUAUCAGACUUCUCCUAGUUCUCUAACUAUGGAGCACCAACACAACCCACAGGAUAAACUGAACCCAUCCCUUGUUGCUAAGAGUCAGUUUUUACCUUUAAACAUUGCGUCUAUGAGAAAAUUAACCGAACAAAAAGAUAGAUCUGGAGUCGAGGCCUGGCGUAGGAGUCGGUUUAUUGGAGUACAGAAACAGAACACAGAGCAAAAACUUCAUCCAAGUAAUCAAAUUCAAACAUUUCAGAACAUUGAUCUUAGUGCUUGUAAUAAGACAGAGAAUACUAAACCCUGGAACUCCAGUAAUAUAGAGGAUACUAAACCUUUGAAAUCCAGUAAUACAGAGCAUACUAAGCCUUGGAACUCUUAUAAUACAGGGUAUACUGAACCUUUGAACUACUGUAAUACGGAAGAUACAAAAUCUUGGAACUCCAGUGAUACAGAGGAUACUAAACCCUGGAACUCAAGAAAUACAGAGGAUACUAAACCCUGGAACUCCUGUAAUACAGAGGAUUCUAAGCCAUGGAAUAUCGCUAAUACCGAUGGUAUUAAAGCCUGGAGCUCCAGUAAUACAAAGGAUACUAAACCUUGGAACUCUGGUGAUACGACUGAUACUAAGCCAAGGAACUCCACUAACACAGAGGCUAAUAAACCUACGAACUACGGUAAUACAGAGGAUACUAAGCCUAGGAACUCCGGUAUUACAGAGGAUACUAAACCUAGGAACUCUAGUAAUACAAAGGAUACUAAACCUGGGAACUCCGGUAAUAUAGAGGAUACUAAACCAAGGAACUCUAGUAAUACAGAGUAUACAAAAUUUUGGAACUCUAGUAAUACAGAGGCUACUAAACCUCGGAACUCCGGUAAUAUAGAGGAUACUAAACCAUGGAGCUUAAGUAAUACAGAAGAUACCAAACCCUGGAGGUAUAGUGAUACAGAAGAUACUAUAUCUUGGAACUCCAGCAAUACAGAGGAUACUAAACCUCGGAACUCCGGUAAUAAAGAGGAUGCUAAACCCUGGAAUUCCAGUAAUACAGAGGAUACUAAACCUUGGAACUCUGUUAAUACAGAGGAUACUAAAUCUUGGAACUCAGGUAAUACAGAGGAUGCUAAACCCUGGAACUCCAGAAAUACAGAGGAUACUAAACCAUGGAACUUCAGUAGUACAAAGGAUACUAAACUUUGGAACUCCGGUAAUACAGAGGAUACUAAAUCUUGGAUCUCCAAUAAUACAGAGGAUACUAAACCCUGGAGGUAUAGUGAUACAGAGGAUACUAGACUUUGGAACUCCGGUAAUACAGAAGAUACUAAAACCUGGAACUCAGGAAAUACAGAGGAUACUAAACCUUGGAACUCCGGUAAUAGAGUGGAUACUAAACCUUUUAAAUCUGGUAAUACAGAAGAUACAGAGCACUGGAGGUUUAGUUAUAUAGAGGCUACUAAACCCAGGAACUCUACUAAAACAGAGGAUUCUAAAUCAUGGAACUCUGGUAAUACAGAGGAUUCUAAAUCUCGGAACUCCGUUAAAACAGAGGAUACUAAACCUAGGAACUCUAGUAAUACAGAGGAUACUAAACUUUGGAACUCUGGUAAUACAGAGGAUACUGAACCUUGGAACUCUAGUAAUACAGAGGGUCCUAAACCUUGGAUCUCCGGUAAUACAGAGAAUACUGAACCUUGGAACUCUAGUAAUACAGAGGGUACUAAACCUUGGAUCUCCUGUAAUACAGAGAAUACUGAACCUUGGAACUCUAGUAAUGCAGAGGCUAAUAAAACUUGGAUCUCCGAUAAUACAGAGGCUAGUAAACCUUGGAUCUCCGAUAAUACAGAGGCUAAUAAACCUUGGAUCUUCGAUAAUACAGAGGCUAAUAAACCAUGGAUCUUCGAUAAUACAGAGGCUAAUAAACCUUGGAUCUCCGAUAAUACAGAGGCUAAUAAACCUUGGAUCUCCGAUAAUUCAGAAGAUAUUGAACCCUCCACUUCCAUCGAAGUAUAUUACGCAAAGAAUGAUUAUUCUAGAUUUAAUGACGAUGUGAAUUCUACUAGCUCUGGGUACAAUAAUGAAUCUCCGAGUCCUCCUGAUUUAAUUUACGUAAAAGAACCCCUCUGCAACCAACCUGGAAUAAAGGAUUUGUCUACAAUAGUUUUACCAGCUCAAGACACAUCUCUAGGUUCUGAAAGUGAUCUUUCGGUACAUCAUAGACCUUUUUCAAGGUUUCUUAGAGGAAGAAGAUCUCAAGAGAAGACGAAUCCCUUAUAUAGAUUAAGUGAAAUGUCGCUUGAACUGGAGAGGUAUUGUAGAACCCAGAAUCUUGUCCCUAUGAAGAAGAUGUCUCCUAUUUUCAGUAACCCUGAGUGUUUGACCGAUGCUGCUGUAGAGGAUCAGAAUUCUAUUGGUUGGAGUAAACCUCAAUGUAUAAACCAGAAACCUGAACAGGAACCAUUAAUAGAGAAGUGGAGUUUAGAUAUUUAGUUUUUCACUUCCAGUUUACGUUUCAAUAAACAUCAUCAUUUGGA